Molecule: messenger RNA, 1953 nt
Organism: Tetranychus urticae (two-spotted spider mite)
Lineage: Eukaryota; Metazoa; Arthropoda; Arachnida; Trombidiformes; Tetranychidae
Source: RefSeq, a predicted model, not a curated record
UUUUUUUGUUUGUUACCUUUCAUCUUUGGAUUAAAUCAAAUCACUUUGUUCUCAAGUAGUUAACAACAAUAGUUAUUAUUAUUAUUGUAAUAAUUCAUCGCCAUAAUCACCAUCAACAACAUUUUUAUCAUCUGUAUCAGUGUACAAAAAUCAAACAUGGAUUGCCUUUUAUAUUCAAUCUCAGUGGUUACAUUGUUUAUCACGGUCAUUUUAUCCCAAAUGAUUACAAUUUUUGCUCAAAAUCCACCUCGACCCGUUUCACGUACGAAAGGAAUUGAUCGUAAACUUGCUGUUGAAGAAGGCUCUUUAGCAGUUCUUCCAUGUCCAGUUGAUCGAGAUGAAAAUAUGUUUAUUGAAUGGUCCAAAGAUGGUUCCUCAUUGACAGUUUUUGACAGCCGUCACCGUCCAACUGCAAGCGGAAGUCUUCGGAUUAUAGAUACAGAAUUAACAGAUUCAGGAAUGUACAAAUGUUCAGCCAUAAAUGGAUUUGGUUCUGUGGAAAUGACUGUUCAACUAAUAGUUUUUGAUAAAAAUGGUCUACCAAUUUCAACCACUACAACUGCUCCUAAAUCAACAACACCUUCAACUACUUCAAUUGCGAUGCUGGAAAUUGAAAGAAUUGAUGAAGAUUCAACAUCUUUUUCAGUUGACCCAAUGGAUUCAUUUGAUGCCAUCAGUUCAUUAAAUCCAUCUCAUGGACCUAAAAUAUCGGGAUCAACCAAAGCUGAUGACAUUUGGUCGGACAAAUUAACAUUGCCCUUUGUAAUUGCGUCUGUUGGAGCAACUUUUCUAGUCUUAAUCAUUCUCUUGCUGUUAUUAUCAUAUGUUAAACUGCGCUCACCGAUUAACCCUAAAUUUAAUCAAGUUCUUGACCGAUCCAAUGGUCUGUUUGGUGCUGCAAACAAUUUAGACCACGAAACUAGGCAUUACAAUAUGUAUCCAAUAACUGAUGCCAACAGCAAUAACCACAGUACUUCACUCAAUAAUCAUUCAACUCCGGGUCAUGCAAGUUUCACUGGAUUAACAACACCUUCGCACCACUCACAUCAUCCUCACCAACAUCAUCACAGUCUUCAUUCAACUCCACCAAGGCAGCCGUCAUUUCCACCUCCUCCACCGCCCACAAUGCCACGUCCAGUGAAUCAAAUGACUCCGUCCCAUUUUACAAUUGUAUCUCAUAAUCAUUCAAAUGAGCUUAGGACUGUUCCCAGUGAUAAGGCCAGUUCACCAGUUGACUCGUCUGUAAUUUACGAGUCACCAUUGGAGUUUGAUCUUAAACCCAAUUUCGCUAUGAAAACACCUUAUGGUUAUCUUUGUUGAUCAAUUAUAACUUCAACAUUAUACUGCUUGUCCCCAAAAUAUUGGAUCAAAAGAGCAUCCAAGAUCAAACCCAAGUCUUCCAAUUCAUCAAACACUGAAAGGAACAUGAAUUAUUGUAUAAAAUAGCUAAAACUCUAGCCAUUAAUCAACUAUUGAAAUCACAUCCAUUGUAUAUUUGAUCACGGGCAAUCUUUAGAAUUAUUAAUAUCUAGUUUUCUUAAUGGAAACAUCUUUGUAAAAAUUUUGUACAAAUAUCAUCAUUUCCUCUUCUAUUCUCGCUGUUGAUUUCAUUUUUAAUAUCAUCUCCAUUAAUAAUCAUUAACAUUCUAGUUGAACCUACUUGACUGAUUAGACUUUGGAUAGCACUUGAUGUAAUACGAGCUUCACUUGGAUUCAGUUUCAUGACCAAUCUUUCUUAAUAACGAAUCUGAUUUCAAGAUAUUUUGUUUUUUCAAUUUAAUCUUUUCUAUCAAGUAACAAGUCUAAAAAUCAAGUAAUUUUUAUUGUAACUCACUUAUAAGGAAACAAAUCUUUUGAUAUUACAACAAAUGAUCUAAAAUCAAUUUGAAUAUAUUUAAAUUUUAAAAAAACUAUGAUUCAGUAAAUGAUGUGUAAAAUGUCUUUGUAUUUAAA